CCCACCACACCAAACCCCACCACAACCACCACUACCACCAAGCCAAAACCAACCACAAUUAUGGCCAAGCCAACACCCACCACACCAAAACCCACUCCAACCAUGGCUAAGCAAAAACCUGCUACAGCCCCAGCCAAGCCAACACCCACCACACCAUCAUCUACCACCACUACAGCCAAGCCAACACGUGCUGCUACAACACCAACACCUACCACAACAGCAAAGACACAACCGAAAACUGCCACAACCACAAAGCCAGAACCAGAAAGACCUGAUCCUACUGAGGCAACUGGGAUCACUCUUUCCUUUGAGCCCACAUUAGACCCAGAUUAUAAAGUAUCUCCAGAGGUAGACACUGGAGAGCCUCUUAGCUCCUUCACUACAGAAGAUCCAGCCUUACUAGAAAGCUUGGGCACAGCCUUCAGCCCCAGAUCAGUCCCAGAAACAAAGAAAGGUGUCAAAGAGGAUGGGAAAGAGAAAUCAGCAUUUUCCAGUCCAUCUCCAUCCCUCAGCCAAGUUGUUCCAGAGAUUAAGUUAGGUUUCAAUAGAGGUGAGCUCAUAACCCCCUCCAAGUCAGUGGUCCUCAGCCCUGAAGAGCCCACGUUCUUGCGCUUAACAUCAUCCUCCAAAGACAAAAAAGGGCCGAGCCCCCAUUUCCAGACCUCCCUCUCAGGUGCCCUGGACACAGAAGAACUGGAGACAAACUCGGACCAGACAAGUGUGGAUCCACCCAAAGCUGGAGCUCCCAGUACCUGCUUGGGGCUUUCGCUCUUCCUUGUCCCCAGUGCCAUCCUGGUGGGCCUUCUGCUCUGAAGGGUCUUCCUCAGCUGUCCCUGCACCCCUCACCAAGGCUUUGGUCAGCGCUGGUUGUUCCACAACCCUGGUAGGCUCAGGAGACUCCUUGGACAAUUCACACGCUCCCUCCUUACGCUGCCUUCUCUGCUGCAGCCCCGGCGAGCCAAGGGCAGCCGGCAGGCCCGGAGGAACUUGGUCCCCUUCCCGAGGAGACCCGAGGGCAGGAGGGUGUUUGCCAUAAUGCUGGUGACCUUGGACGCUUCUCCUUUUUCCUGGCUUCCGUUGCAUUUCCAGGCUGGAAGUGUUGAGCUCUCCCACCCACCCACCCGCUCGUGUGACCCCAGGGACAGCGGGGUGACUUGGGGACAAUGAGACAUGGUGGUUGGCUUUGGUGUUUGUAGAUGAGACAUGGGGGCUAGGUUUGGUGGAUUUUUCCAGCAGAAAUGCUCUUUUCCCUCCCAGUGUGUCCAUCUCAAUUUUGGACAAGUUUUACCUCUUUCCCUUCUUGUCCAAAAAGAGUGGCUGUUUUGAUUUCUGUUUCUGGAGGAUUUCUGUUUCCUCCUGGUUCUGGUGUAGCUCUGGCCAGUACUACCCAGCUCUUCUCCCCUCUCCUCCUCACACUCUGCAGCCCUUGCCUCCUCCCUCUCUCCUGCUCUCUGGCACACAUCCCCUUCCUCAGUUACUCCAAUGCCAUGGAUUUAUUUUACGCGUGUGCCUGCACCUGUGUGCACGCACAGAAGAGAAGAGCUGAGAGCAGCCACCAGCUCCUUCAUGUAGCUUUUCCCUGCAUGGCUUCAUUCUUUGCAUAAUUUCAGUGUAUUUGAAUUUAGAUACAGAUCCUGCUUGACAUGUAACUUGUGUGUGUGUGGUCAGGGAGAACAAAUCCCCAUGUGUGUCGGUACAAUCUGAGCUCCAGAGAUACAAGUGACACUGUUAGAGGUUAUUGGUGGCUCCUGGGCACAUCGCAGGACUGCUGGCAUUGUCUGGGACACUGUGUUUUGUUACCCCACGGCUCUCCUCCCUUCACCUGAGGAUUCCCAGUCAGGUGUGUUAAAUAUGUGACAAGCUUUGCAGACUGGUGGAAGGAAGAUAACAGGGAGAUACAGCCCCUUCUCUGGUCAUUGCAACCUUUCAUUUCUUACAGAUGAGGUGGAGGAUGACCUGAAGGCCAUUAUUCACAUCCUCCACUGCUGCUCUGUCCUGUGCAUCCCCAGAGCAUGCACUGAAUAAAUCCAGUUGUGAAAGUC
Messenger RNA from Corvus hawaiiensis (hawaiian crow), 2042 nucleotides. Its product is annotated as peptidase inhibitor 16-like. The record is from RefSeq and is a predicted model, not a curated record. The transcript is spliced from 2 exons. The coding region runs from base 61 to 813 and encodes 250 amino acids. Gene Ontology annotation, cellular component: extracellular region. Lineage: Eukaryota; Metazoa; Chordata; Aves; Passeriformes; Corvidae.